Messenger RNA from Eriocheir sinensis (Chinese mitten crab), 3675 nucleotides. Its product is annotated as inverted formin-2-like. Gene Ontology annotation, biological process: actin cytoskeleton organization. The coding region runs from base 24 to 2957 and encodes 977 amino acids. The transcript has 13 exons. Lineage: Eukaryota; Metazoa; Arthropoda; Malacostraca; Decapoda; Varunidae. Gene Ontology annotation, molecular function: actin binding; small GTPase binding. The record is from RefSeq and is a predicted model, not a curated record.
ACUACUCGGGACUCAAGAAGCUCAUGGAAAUGGCCAGCAAGGACUGGCUCGAGGACUUCUUGGGCCUCGACGGUCUCGGGGUUCUGUUCGAGUCGCUAGAACGGCUCGGGGAGCGCGGGUUCUCCUCCAUCGCGGACGCCCUACUGCAGCUCGAGUGCGUCCUCUGCAUCAAGGCCGUCAUGAACUCCACCACCGGACUCAACUACAUCACCAACGACUCGAGCUACGUCCGGAAACUGGCCAAGGCCUUGGACUCGCGCAACAUGCUGGUGAAGAAGCAGGUGUUUGAGCUGCUCUCGGCCCUGUGUGUGUACUCCGAGCGCGGCCACGCCCUGGCCCUCGACGCCCUCAACAACUACAAGGUAUACAAGAGCCAGCGGUACAGGUUCCAGCUCGUCAUGGAGGAGCUGAGGGACGCGGAGGUCGUGGAGUAUCAGACGACCCUCCUCGCCUUCGUCAACUGUGUCGUCCUGGGCGCCGGCAGCCUGCCCACGAGAGCAUCCCUUAGGAACGAGUUUGUUGGAUUGGAUCUCCCACGCAUCCUGGAGUACCUGCGCGCCGUGGAGGACGAGGGCCUGUCUGUGCAGGUGGCGGUGUUCGACGACAGCCACGAGGACGACCUUGAGCAGCUGUUUGGCCCCGACGCCGCGCGAGACCUCAACCACUACGACGCCUUCAACAAUCUCUUCAUGAAGGUGAGGAACACGCCGCACUCCCUGCAGCUGCUGGGGCUCCUCAUCAACCUCAGCCAAGUGGACCCCAAAGACCAGGACAGCGACGCUGUGUGGUCACUGCUGGACCGCAUCGGGCUACGCGCAGCCGAGGGUUGUGUCACACACUCCUGGGCACGAACGGUCGCUGGCCGGGAGGAGUCCCGCAGCGUGGCCACCCAAACUCUUGCUCGCAGGCACACGCGACCCCCUUCGCCCGUCAACCUACGCCAGCUCGACCUGGAGGUGCCGGAGGGGUUCGAUGAAAGGCCUUUCCCGUCUUCUAGUCUUCCCUCCAGCCCCUCCACACGUGACCCACCUUCCGAUAGUCUGUCCACCGCUCCUACCUUAUCCGAACCCAGCCUGCCCCCUGGAGAGAGUGAGAGUAGUGUAAAGCAUAUCGGUCUUCUCACCUCCGUUCCUCCCCCUCCCCCGCCCCCCCCACCCACACUCCCGGUGUUUGAUGGGAAAGUUCUUCAGCCUCAUCCUCGUUCUCCUACUACAACUCCACCUACUCCACCACAGGUAUCUGGUGGUCCAUCAUCUCCCCCUCCUCCUCCUCCUCCUCCUCCUCCUCCACCACCAUCACUGUCAGGGAGCCUUCCUCCACCACCACCACCACCACCACCAUCUGGUGGCCUUCCCCCUCCUCCACCCCCACCACCACCCCUACCCGGGUGCCCUGCCCCUCCUCCACCACCGCCGCCGCUGCCUGGAGGCCCUCCUCCUCCACCACCUCCACCCCCCCUACCGGGGUGCUCUGCCCCUCCACCCCCACCCCCCCGACCCCGGUGCCCGGUCCCGCCCCCCCCACCCCCCCAGCCUGGUAGUGGGCCCCCUCCCCCUCCACCCCCUCCCGGGUGUGGCGGCCCCUUCCCCCCAGCCAUGCCCGCCCCCGUCACCGUGAGCCAGCGGCUGCCGCGGCCCAGCACCAAGAUGAAGCACCUCAACUGGAGCAAAGUUAACCGCCACACCAUCAGGAACUCUGUGUGGCAGGAGGUGCAGGAGGAGCUGAGCCUCUCGCCCAUUGCCAACAUCAACUACCAGGAGGUGGAGCAGCUGUUCUGCCAGGUGAAGCGUGCACCUGCCACGCCGCGUCCCACCAAGCAACAAUCGACCACCGAAGUGUCUCUCCUUGACGCCAAAAAGUCUCUCAACGUGAAUAUUUUCAUGAAGCAGUUCAAGGCCUCGCACGCCGAGGUGGUGGACGACAUCCGGCAGUGCCGCAGCACGAAGAUUGGAGCUGAGCGGCUGAGGGGCUUUAUAAGGAUACUCCCCGAGGAAGGCGAGGUGAACAUGAUCAAGGAGUACCAAGGGGAUCCGGCGAAGCUUGGCGACGCUGAGAAGUUUUACGUGGAGCUUCUAAAGGUGGAGGGCUACCAGGUCCGGCUCGAGGGCAUGAUACAGAUGGAGGAGCUGAACCCUGCGGCGGACAGACUCAAGCCUCAGCUCGCCUCGCUCCUCGCCACCGCCGACAAGGUCCUCGCCAGUGAGAGCCUCAAGGACUUCUUUGCUUACAUCCUCACGCUCGGCAAUUUUAUUAAUAUGGGGAGCUACGCAGGGGACGCCUUCGGUUUCCGCCUGCCCACGAUCUCCAAGCUGUGGGAGACGCGCGCCAACACCCCGGGCAUGACGCUGCUGCACUUCAUCGUGGAGCAAGUGGACGAGAAGGAGAUGGAGAUCCUCGGCUUCCUGGACCGCCUCGGGGACUUGACACAGCCGGCCAGGUUGAGUGUGGAAGGACUGAGCGGUGAAGUGGGAACGCUGACCACUGACCUGACGGGGCUGACCAAGAAGCUGGAAGUAGCUCCCAAGGACAUCCAGAAGCACUUCUCAGGGUUCACAAAGAAGGCGGCGGAGGUUGUGCAGGAUCUCCAGGCGAGUCUUCAAGAGCUGGAGCGUUCAAGGGUCAAGCUGGCCCAGUACUUCUGUGAGGACGAGGACAAGUUCCGCCUCGAGGACUGCGUGACCAUCUUCCACACGCUGUCUUGUAAGGUGCAGAGUGCGCGGAAGGAAAACGAAGCACGGAAGAAAAGGGAAGAACGAAAGAAGCGACUGGAGGAGCAACGGCGUCUGCAGGAGGCAGAGAGAGCGGCGACUGGCGGCAAGAAGCGAGUAAAGGGACCGCGGCUCCCGAACCCACAGGAAGACAAUGGCGGAUGCGUCGUCGACCGUCUCUUGGCGGACAUACGAAAGGGAGAUUUCAAAUUAAGAAAAAAGUCGCCGGCUCCCACGGUAGCCAGCUAGUCUGUCUAACCUAUGCUUCCGACGGGUGCUUUUUCGCAUCGAGGGGCUUCGACUUUACGAAAGGAUCACCUGAUGCACCGAUCCCAACCUAGUUUGCCCGACGAGAUGAGAGCUUUUCCGUAGGUUGAAGCUUCUAGUCAUGAAAACCCCUGCUUCCUCAACACUAGAUACGAACAGUCUGCCAUAUCGGGCUGUUACGUACGCCCUAACUCCUCUUUUCGCUGAGUGCAAAGGAAGGAAGGGAAACAGCUUACUCUUUUAAUCCCCAGUCUAUUAAGGAACAGCUUUUACACAUCGCCGUGCUUUCCUCAGUGGAUCAAGGGCACCAAGGGCAUAUGCAGAAUUGAAUGCCUGUCACCUAUAACAGUUUUAGUCCAUCACGGAAACAUAUACCCCAGAUACAUUAAAAGGACGUGUGUGUUCUUAUGAAAUGUGAUACUUCUCUAAUAAACUUGAAAAUGAGUGAAAUUGUGAUGGAAUUGAAGUCUGAUUCAUGUUACCAUUGUAUUUAUCGUUGAUCUUAUUACUGUGAGUCUCCAUAGAAGCAUAAAGACAAAGAACAAUAAAUGCCUUACGCGCAAUACUUUUUUUCGAAAACUUUCUCUCGUGUGUGAUACAGAAAAAGACUUUACACAAUGUUUUCUGAUCUGUAAUGGUUGACCGAGAAAAAUAUGACGUAAAAAGUGAAAACUAAUAAAAACAAUGAAUAAAAACGGAA